Molecule: messenger RNA, 1095 nt
Organism: [Candida] anglica
Lineage: Eukaryota; Fungi; Ascomycota; Pichiomycetes; Serinales; Debaryomycetaceae
Source: the annotation of a GenBank genome assembly
AUGGCCAGUUAUCUUGAUGUGGUCAGCGGAGAGAUUGCCAGUAUCAAGCAUAUGCUUGCAAGUCUCCCGUUUGACCGAACCGAGGGUCUUUCACACACCAAAUCCCCAUAUUUUCUAGACGUGUAUCGAGUACAUCGACCGGAAAUGCUGGCGUUAAACGAGGACAAUGGGGUAUUCCCACUUGAUGCUAGCAAGCUUCUCAAGCUUGGAAUAUCGUUGGGGAACUUGCUCAAGUCCCUUCAACAAGACGAGGAACAAUAUCUCGAACAACAAAAGAAACAACAACAAUUCAACAAGAGUUUAGGAGGAGCUUUAAUUCAACCAGGUUCACAUUCAGGCUUGUUCCAGCCAGCCAAAUCUGCCCUGUACAGCGACCAGCUGGGUUCACCAUACGCUCCUUCAAACGACCGUAGAAUUUCCGCUAGUAGUGGGACUAAUGGAGGAGCUUCAUUCCAAAUCCCUCCUCCUCCAUAUCAAACUAGAUUUGUUCAAAAUCUACUGAAAAUCCUUAAAAACUAUGACAUUGGUACUGCCACAACCUAUUCCAAUACCCCAAACUUCAAUUCUAAUUCCAACAAUACUAAUAAUAAUAACAUUCUUCAACAAACCCCAUCUAAUUUAAAUCUGCAAUCCCUGCAAUCUCUGCAACCAGUGGCACUGAGUGGGAGUUCAACUUCAACUUUGAGUCAACAAAUGCAAGGAUCCCCCAUCAAACUUUCUUCCAAACAACUUCUUAUUGAAAAAUUGGAAAUUAAUAUUCAACUUGAUAAUUUAUUCACAUACAAAAUCUUACUUAAAUUGGUUCAACAAAUCUAUGAGAUUAUAGAAUUACAAUUAGAAGUUUCUGGAGGUGGAGGGGUUUUGAAUGGAACCGUGCAAAAGGACGUUUCUUCUUCAUCAUCCAUUUUCUCCACUGCGUCAUAUAGUUCAUCUGAUUCAUCUAUGACAAAUGAUGAAUAUCUUCAAUUACUUCGACUGAUUGUCAAUCGAAUAUCUACCGGGAUUAUCGAACCAUUUAUCCAGGUCAUAGUCACUCAGAUAGCUGAAAGAGGAGUCAUAGAGAGGUUUGGAGAACUUCUCAAGAGUUUAGAUUGA